AUGGUCACUACAAGUGAUCAAGAGGCUGAAGACAAGCAAAGAAAACUCUCCCAACAGCCUGAAGACAACUCAACAGAGGAGGAAGAUAGAGAUCACCAAGAACCAGAAAUCUCACAACAAGAGCUGCUGAAGCUCUAUGCACCAUUUCCCCAACUGCUCAAUGGUGCUGUGGGGAAGAGAAUAUACUCGAGGUUCCUAGACUUGUUUGCAUCUCUGCAUGUGAACAUACCAUUCAUCAAGGCCAUCCAACAAAUGCCUGCAUUCAUCAAGUAUAUGAAGGAACUUCUUCCCAGAAAAAGCUCACUCAAAGGACGCCAAACUAUAGUGAUGAAUAAGGAAUGCAGUGCCCUUAUUCAACCUGAGUUGCCUACAAAAAGAAGAGACCCAGGGAGUUUUCACAUCCCCUGUGCCAUAGGGGAAACAAUGUUUGAUGGAACACUCUGUGAUUUGGGGGCAAGCAUCAACUUACUGCCCCUAUCCUUGGUAAAGAGGCUGCAGAUCAAUGAGAUAAUGCCCACAGAUGUGGUCAUCAGACUGGCUGACAAGACUCAAAAGCAAGCAAUAGGAGUGGUGGAAAAUGUGUUGCUAAAGGUUGGGAAAUACUUUCUCCCAACAGACUUUGUCAUCCUGGACAUGGAAGAGAGUCACACUCACCCAAUCAUAUUGGGAAGACCAUUCCUAGCUACAGCCAAAGCACUCAUAGAUGUGGAGCAAGGGGAGCUAAUAUUGAGGAUCCAUGAUGAACGACUCAGCCUUAAUGUCUUCAAACUCUCACAAGAAGUAGACCAAGAGCACAAGGAACCAAGCAAAGAUCAUAAUGAGAUGUUGAAGGAGGAAGCAAGCACUAAAGCACACCCAACCCAUUUAGGGAAACCCAUGCAGGAGGAACAAGGAAACAGGCAGUUGUCAUAG
Messenger RNA from Arachis stenosperma, 912 nucleotides. RefSeq lists its product as uncharacterized. The transcript has a single exon. The record is from RefSeq and is a predicted model, not a curated record. The coding region runs from base 1 to 912 and encodes 303 amino acids. NCBI's taxonomy places the organism in Eukaryota, Viridiplantae, Streptophyta, Magnoliopsida, Fabales, Fabaceae.